UUUGCAGAUGACACCACUGGUAAGCAAGAAGAUGGACCAAUUUCUGGACAUGCAGAAUCUGCUCAUCCUUUGCAAGAUGCUCCCCAGGAGAACAGACCUGUCAACAGUGAAGACCGAGAGAUGUCACAACACGCCCUUCCCAGUGGUGAGGAUGAUGAGGACGACAGCGACAGUGACAGUGAUGAUGAUGACGUGAAAGUGACCAUUGGCAACAUUAAAACAGGAGCACCAUCCUACAUGGGAACUCCUAUGAAUCUAAACUUAAAAACGGGUAGAGGCUAUGGAGCAUCUGCUUCAGCCAAGUUGCAGCCCAAAGGUAUUGACUUGGAUGCUGCAGGGAAUAUAAAUGGAUUGCCUGUGAUAGAAGUGGAUUUAGAUUCAUUUGAAGACAAACCGUGGCGGAAACCAGGUGCUGAUCUUUCUGAUUACUUUAAUUAUGGAUUCAAUGAAGAAACAUGGAAGGCUUAUUGUGAAAAGCAGCGACGUCUCCAGCUGGGGCUGGACCCUGCUCCUCCCAUCAGCACUGAGAACAAGAUCACGGUUCAGCAAGGAAGAACAGGAAAUGCUGAAAAAGAAGUGGAAAACAACAUCAUCAAAACAGAAUUCAAAACAGACUUCUUGGCUCUGGUGGGAGGACGCAUGAAAGCUGGCCCUCCUCCCAACAGGAAGCUGGGUGGGACGAUUGAUGUGAUUGGGGGCCAGGCAGGCACCAUCAGGAGAGUGGAAGGCAGACGCCGGGAUAAGCACGCCUCGGAGGAGAACCCAAUCCAGGUCCUUGGAGACCACGGAAGUAAGCCACAACCCCCCCAGCAGCCCCAGCAGCCAUCACAGCCCCAACAGCCACCUCAGCAACAGCCGUUUGCACCACCAGCAGGCCCACCGCCUCCCCCGCUCGCUGGGCCUCCUCCACCACACUUCCUCCACCCUCCUCCUCCAGUUACUUCUGUUCCACCUCCCCUGCAUCCUCCAGGCCUGCCACCUCCAGGCCCUAUUCCAGGGCUGUUCCCGCCACCUCUGGCACCGCCACCAGCUCUCCUCAUCCCAACCUUGGAUGGCCAGCCAGCCAGCUACAACAACAGGCAGCCUCCUCCCUUUGGCUACAACUCUGCAGAUUCAGGUUUCAUCAGCUACCCACCCAUCUCCACGUCCCACACGCCCUGGGUGACCACAGUGGACAAGGGCACGAGCAGCUCCAGCAGCAGUCACUGGGAGUACUCGGGCUCGAGGCGCGAGCGGGAGCGGGACAGGGAGCGGGAACGGGAGAGGGAACGAGACCGGGACCGGGACCGCACCCCCACCACCAGUGAAUACAACAACGACGACGAGCGAUAUCGCUACUACAGUCGGGAGCGCAGCUACGACUUCGAGCGCGACUACCGGCGGAGCCGCGACCGCAGCAGGGAGCGCGAGGAGAGGCACCGCGAGCGCCGGCACAGGGACAAGGAGGAGAGCAGCAAGCACAAGUCCUCACGGCGCAAGCAGCACGAGAGUGAGGAGGGGGAGAGCCAUCGGCGCCACAAGCACAAAAAGAACAAGCGGAGCAAGGAGGAGAAGGAGGCCAGCGAGGAUGGAGCCCAGGAGGGCGAGGAGCAGGAUGCCAAGGAGUGACCCAGGCCCACCAUCAGGAGCUCACUCCUGUGGAACCAGCAUGGCAUCGGUGAUGUUUAGGAUGGGGAGGGUGAUUUUUUUUUUUUAAUUAUUAUUUUUUACUUUUUCCAAGGGAAGAGACUGCCUGGGCUGCCGUGACGCUGUGGCAGUGCUGUGGGAGCUGAGGCUGCACAUGCCCUUAAACUUCCUUUUUGGUUUUGUUUUUGAUACAAGACAAUACAGCAGUACUAGUUACGAAGCACUGAGCUACUCUACUCAUACACAUCCCUAGGGAGAACUGUGGUGUAUCAGAUCCUAUGGUUUCUGAUGGAAGAUGGCUUCAGCUGAAACUAACGCAAUUAGGUCAUAGUUUUUGGUUCUUUUUUUUGUCGUCAUCAUCAUCAUUCCUUUUUGAAAACUAGGACAGUAAGUGUGACUUGAAAUUUAUUGUCCAAAGAACAGUGUGACUUAGACCCCAAGAGCCAGCUUAGAGUCUGGUGUCUAGUAGUGAAAAGUCAUCCCCAAAUAAACUUCUUUAUAGCUACAAAAA
Messenger RNA from Acanthisitta chloris (rifleman), 2137 nucleotides. Its product is annotated as pre-mRNA 3'-end-processing factor FIP1-like. Lineage: Eukaryota; Metazoa; Chordata; Aves; Passeriformes; Acanthisittidae. Gene Ontology annotation, molecular function: RNA binding. The transcript has 15 exons. Gene Ontology annotation, cellular component: mRNA cleavage and polyadenylation specificity factor complex. The record is from RefSeq and is a predicted model, not a curated record. The annotation marks the transcript as partial.